Messenger RNA from Chroicocephalus ridibundus (black-headed gull), 555 nucleotides. Its product is annotated as spidroin-1-like. The record is from RefSeq and is a predicted model, not a curated record. The transcript has a single exon. Bases 1 to 555 code for a protein of 184 amino acids. Lineage: Eukaryota; Metazoa; Chordata; Aves; Charadriiformes; Laridae.
AUGUGCGUGGGGAGUUGCGGUGCGGGAGCAGAGGGGUGUGGGAGUGGAGGUGUGCGGGGAGCAGCGGCGGUGCGGGGAGCGGAGGUGCGGGGAGUAGCAGUGCGGGAGCUACGGUGCGGGAGUGGCGGUGUGCGGGGAGCGGAGGCGCGGGAGCGGCAGUGUGCGGGGAGCCGCGGUGCGGGAAGCGGUGGUGCAGGAGCUGUGGCGCAGGAGCAGCGGUGCGGGGAGCGGAGGUGUGGAGAGCGGCGGUGUGCGGGGAGCGGAGGUGAGGGAGCGGUGGUGCGCAGGAGCAGCGGUGCGGGGAGUGGAGGUGCAGGAGCUGCGGUGCAGGAGCAGCGGUGCGGGGAGUGGAGGUGCAGGAGCUGCGGUGCAGGAGCAGCGGUGCGGGGAGCGGAGGUGCGGAGAGCGGCGGUUCGGGAGCAGAGAUGCGGGCAGCGGAGGUGCGGGAAGCGGCGGUGUGCGGGCCCCUCUAGAGGGAGCCCUCCGCUGAGGAAUGGCCCGGGAGUCAGGGCAGAGCCAAACGCGCAUCGCCGCGCUUUCCUCCCGUCCUGUUAG